AUGAAGAAGGGUGCAGCCCAAUACGAGGUGCCUAUGACCCGGUUCGGGGGUAUGCUGCAGCUGGAGGAUCUUCGGCGUCACGGAGAGUCGGAUGGGCACAUUCGGAGCUUGGAGAAGCUGGGACAGCCAGCUGCAUCGCCCAGGGGGAGCGAGGAGGACAAGGCAGUGCCGACACCAGCGCAAGUGCGCCUGGCGCUUGAAGUCCUGCGGAUGCCUAGCAGCGCGCAGGGUAGGUCCUACGAAGCUCGGUGCGAACUGGCGGGGCGAGCCGAUUGCAGGAACUUUCCUGCGGGUCGCUCCUGCGCGACCGAGCACGCGCGAAUCAUCAGGACAGUUGCAGAGGUGUACACUGUGGAUGGCGAAAAAGCUGAGGGACUGGCUGGGCGCUUUGCUGCCGCCACAGGCUCAGAUGGAAGCGGUUCACCGCCAGCAGCGUGUACCAGCCUCGCAGCCAAGGUACUGACGCCCAGCAACAUUCGGCUGCUUGCACUGACGACGGAGUGGCUCAGCUUGGUGUCUCCAUUCGUUCAUGAGUACGACAGGGGCGCCGCAAAGUCAGAGUCCGCGCCGACCUCUUCCACAGCUCGCAUAUCCAACUGCUCCAGGUUGUGCGAGAAUCUGAAGCAGGACGCUGUAGACUCACUUGUGCGGAUGCUGCGUUCCAAUGAAUUACUGCUUGGGUUCACACAGGAUCUCAAUCGCACCUUUGCCUUCAAGUCCUUGGACGGCUCCACCGCCCAACGGCCUCUGGUUCUCAAUAGCAAUUACACGUCCGGGUACCUUCAGAUAGCCGAGCAGCAGAUGAAAGCUUUGAGCAUCUUAGCCUACAAUGAUAAGAAAACUUCUUGCUGUGAGAACGCUUGGGCGUCUGCAAUUCGCAUGAUAAUAAGCUGCCCAAGGCAGCAGCUCGGACAUUGCCGUGUACCAGGAUGGUCGCCUAUUGUUUCACUACGAAGGCUCGCGAACCCUAAACCCUAG
Molecule: messenger RNA, 978 nt
Organism: Symbiodinium natans
Lineage: Eukaryota; Dinophyceae; Suessiales; Symbiodiniaceae
Source: the annotation of a GenBank genome assembly